GUUGACCCUACUCUAGCAGAAAUGGGAAAGAAUCUGAAUGAAGCAAUGAAGAUGCUAGAAGACAAUCAAAGAAAAGUGGAAGAGGAAAAUGAAAAGAAGUAUGCACGGAAGGAUAUUCCUGGACCACUCCAAGGCAGUGGCCAGGAUAUGGUGAGCAUACUUCAGUUAGUUCAGAACCUAAUGCAUGGAGAGGAGGAAGAAGAAACUUCCCAGGCCUACCGACUUCAAAAUGUUGGUGAACAGGGUCACAUGGCUCUACUGGGACAUAGUUUGGCUGCUUAUAUAUCAGUGCUGGACAGGGAAAGACUGAGAAAACUUACAACAAGGAUCCUUUCUGAUACUACUCUCUGGCUCUGCAGGCUUUUCAGGUAUGAAAAUGGAUCAGCAUAUUAUCAUGAAGAUGAUCGUGAAGGUCUCCUAAAAAUCUGUCGACUUGUUAUUCACACACGCUAUGAAGAUUAUACAGUAGAAGGAUUUAAUGUGCUAUACACUAAGCAGCCUGUCAUAUAUAUUAGUUCUGCAGCUAGAACAGGCUUGGGCCAAGCUCUCUGCAAUCAGCUAGGGUUACCCCUUUCUUGCCUGUGCCGCGUGCCUUGUAACACUAUGUUUGGAUCUCAGCAUCAAAUGGAUGUUGCUUUGUUGGACAGAUUGAUUAAAGAUGAUGUUGAGUCUGGAAAACUGCCUUUGUUGCUUGUGGCCAAUGCUGGUAAGUGCUUAGGGAUGAAAAAUAACAAAAAAA
Molecule: messenger RNA, 739 nt
Organism: Pterocles gutturalis (yellow-throated sandgrouse)
Lineage: Eukaryota; Metazoa; Chordata; Aves; Pterocliformes; Pteroclidae
Product: pyridoxal-dependent decarboxylase domain-containing protein 1-like
Exons: 7
Cellular component (GO): intracellular membrane-bounded organelle
Source: RefSeq, a predicted model, not a curated record